AUGGCAGCUCUCUUGAAACGGCUGCACCACAUCUCGCUCCACGUUUCUAACGCGGAAAAAGUAGCUGGCGACCUUGUUUCUAAAUUCAAGUUUAGUUUGUUUGCCACCAGACUUACGGACACGUCCAGGCAGCUUGCUUUCAGAAAAGGAGCGGCUGUUUUCAUCGUGAAUGAGAGACAAAACCAGAGCGGUGUGAGUUUGAAUGAAGAGCUACGCCUUACAGAUGCAUUUGAUCCACACCCUGUCAACGUGGGGAAAAACGACCGGGAUAACUCUAUAAAAUGUCUCUACGAUGUCAGCCCACAUUACCCGGUGGAUUCUGUGAGCAAUGUGUGUUUCGAGGUGGAGGAUGUGGAAAGGUCAUUCAGUACUCUUCGCAAUCUGGGCUGCAAUUUCAUGGUGCCCCCCACGACAGUUCAGGACGAGAGGGGUCCUGUCACAUACUCUGUGGUUAAAUCUAUUGUGGGGAAUGUGUGCCACACACUUAUUGACAGGACUAAAUACAAGGGGAGCUUCCUGCCAGGCUUUGAUGUCAUUGAAAAGGACUGCUUGCCAGAGGAGGACCUGUCUUGUCCAAUCACACAUUUUGAUCACAUAACUUAUGUCUGUCCCAAGAAAUCAACCCACCAGGUCAUGAGCUGGUAUGAGAAGCUCUUUGGUUUCCAGAGGUUUUUCAUUAAAAGUGAUGAAGAUGUGGAUGAAGGUUUUGUAGUGAACCACAAGGACGUUGGACUACGCCUUACCGCCAUGGAGUACUGGAAAUGCAGCGAAGCAGGUAUCACUCUCCCCUCGGUGGACAAAAAAGAGCCUGACUGCAAGUUCGUCAUUGCAGAAUCACUGCCCGGACAAGGCAAGAAUCAGGUUGACACCUUCUUGGAGCAGCAUGGGGCCCCUGGGAUCCAGCACAUUGGGCUGUACACAAAGGACAUUGUUUCCAGUGCACAGGCAAUGGCUCAUGCUGGGGUCCAGUUCUUCUCCCCUCCUGAUGCCUACUACACGGAGGUUGGAAAACAGCAGGAGAUUGAGGAGGCGGGUCACAGUCCCCAGUUGCUGGCGCAGAAUGGCAUUCUACUGGACACGGACCUGUGCCAGGAUACCACAGAGAACAUCCAACACCUCCUCCAGCUGUUCACCAAGCCACUCUUUGCAGAGGAUACCUUCUUCCUCGAGCUGAUAGAGAGAAGAGGGGCCACAGGUUUUGGCGAGGGGAACAUCAGGGCCCUGUGGAGGUCGGUGCAGGCGCACAUGGAGAAUCAAACAGUGGAUUCUCAAGGAGAGGGAUCCAAAAAAACGAUGCAAUCUGGCCAGUAUUAGUGAAUGUAAAUGUUCUUAAAACGGAUUUAUUUAUCUGCUGUUUUUGAAAAAAUCUAUGUGAGAGCACAUUUGGGGAAAGAAUAUGCGGAACGUAAAAAAUAUGUAAUGUAUUUUUAGAUUUCUUUUUAUUUCAGUUUAUGAAUCGGUUACUCACGUUACACAUUGCACUGAUAACAAGUACAAUAUUUUGUAUUGAUAUUUAUCUUUGAACAUGACUGUACUGUUUAAAAAAACGGCACUAUGAACAAAAUGGUACAAAAACAGAUUGUACACAUCAACUUGAAAUUUUCCCCAAAAAUACACUUCCUGUAGCGGUAAAAAAAAAUUGUUUUUACUCUAUUAAAGGAAAUCAACCGACUGAUUUCACAGCAACUGUUCGUCAAUAAAUCGUAGUGAAGUGAAGACCAAUUACUGUCCUCAAGAUAAUGUGCUCUUUGUUACUUAGAAUGCGGUCGGGCCACAUUUCAGAAAAAGAGCUCUUCAAAUGUCCUAGGUCUUAGGUAAACACCAGUGAGCAGAAAGUGUGUGCUUAUGCAUAGUACUGGAACAAUUGUAUUCAUUAUUUUAUUUUUUUACAGCUGUACUAACAAUCCAUGAAUGUAAUAUACAUUACAUUGUUGUGCCGCUAGUUAGGUUUAAGUAAAAGAUCAAGAUACAUAAUAACUUUAUUUAUAUAGCACCUUUCAUACAGGGGAUUGCAGUUCAAAUUGCUUUACAUCAUUAAGAAAUAAACAAGCAGCAAGAGCAAAGCAUAAAGUGGGAUAAAAUAAUUUAAAAUAAAAACAUGGAGAAUAAAACAUAGAGAAAUAGUGCAAUGUCAAUCACAGAGAAUAGUGCAGUAUAAUAGUGUAAAAUCAGUAAAAUGCUUUGGUAAAGAGAUGAAGAGGUUUUAAGCUGCCUUUUAAAAAUGCCUAACGUAUUGGCUUCCCUAAUAUUGUUUGGUAACGUGUUCCACAGUUUUGGGGCGUAGUUUACAAAGGCUGCUUCACCGAUCUUCUUAUGACUCUUUCUGGUGACCUCUAAUAGACCUGCAUCUGAUGAUCGCAGUGUUCUGGCGGGUGUGUAGUUUAUUAGAGAGUCAGCAAUGUAGCUGGGUCCUUGUCCAUUUAGAGCUUUGUAUAUGAGGAGAAGCACCUUAAAAUCAAUUCUAAAAGUUACAGGAAGCCAGUGUAGAGUAGCUAAGACAGGACUAAUGCGUUCCCUCCUUUUGGUAUUCGUUAGUAGUCUAGCUGCAGAGUUUUGAAUGAGCUGGAGUCUUCCAAUAGCUUUCUUGGGGAGACCAGUGAAUAGUGCAUUGUAGUAGUCUAGUCGGCUAGAUAUAAAAGCAUGAAUUAGCUUCUCUGCAUCAUUUUGAUUUAUGAAUGGUUACAUCUUAACAUGAAAGUUAUAUUGUAAAUACAAUAUUAACAGGAUUUUUAUAUAAUAUGUAAAUGCGUUGAUAAUAGUUCUAUGAUUUAAGAAUAAUGUUAUACACUUACAGUGGCAAUUGUAAUUAUUUACAUUUUUUUCUUUUUUGCUAAGAAUAAUGUUUUCUAAUGCAGGACUUGAUGUUUUCACUGUGGUAUUGCUAGUUUUUGUUUUUCUUUAAUGUGUACACUGGGCAUACUCUGGUCUUUCCAAGA
Notothenia coriiceps (black rockcod) is the source of this 2936-nucleotide messenger RNA. It is a transcript of the gene hpdl, whose product is annotated as 4-hydroxyphenylpyruvate dioxygenase-like. The record is from RefSeq and is a predicted model, not a curated record. Gene Ontology annotation, biological process: aromatic amino acid metabolic process. Lineage: Eukaryota; Metazoa; Chordata; Actinopteri; Perciformes; Nototheniidae. The transcript has 5 exons. Gene Ontology annotation, molecular function: 4-hydroxyphenylpyruvate dioxygenase activity. Bases 1 to 1314 code for a protein of 437 amino acids.